AUGCUUUCCUGGUUGAUGGGAGGUGCUAUAUCCGAUAAUUCGAACGUUGAUGAUUCCAUUCGUCAUCAUCAGCAACAGCAGCAGCAACAACAGCAGGCUCAAACGGCCGAUGAUCUCUCCGCGGCUAGGUCUCGGGAUCGAAGUCCAGCGACUGGACCCAUUAUGGAUGUCCGUUCCCUCGGCUAUCCCAGGGGUGGCCAACAGCCUUCUAUACCAACCCAUUUAGCUCCCCAUCUCCCGGCUGGACUCCUACCAAAUCAGAGGCUUUCAGUGGAGGAACUCUAUAAUGCGAUUAUCCGCUCUGGCGUUACUGUAGACCUAUCCCUUCUCGAAGCGUUUCGGCAACAACAGCUACAGCAACAGCAACAACAGCAUCAACAGAUGCAAGUUCUUUCUAGCAUGAGUUCAAGAACAAGAUCUCCUGCACAUCAGUCUGUUCAACAGCCUGGAUUUCAGGCUGUGGCUUCCGCUGCUGGGACGACAGCCAACGUGCCAUACCAAGGCUCUUCACGCCCCGCUAGCGGCUCUCUUGCAGACUUACCUCAACAGUCUUCCGGUAAGUCCAAUAACCUCACUCCUACCGCAUAA
Molecule: messenger RNA, 588 nt
Organism: Dibothriocephalus latus
Lineage: Eukaryota; Metazoa; Platyhelminthes; Cestoda; Diphyllobothriidea; Diphyllobothriidae
Source: the annotation of a GenBank genome assembly